This is a messenger RNA of Tinamus guttatus (white-throated tinamou), 1876 nucleotides long. The record is from RefSeq and is a predicted model, not a curated record. NCBI's taxonomy places the organism in Eukaryota, Metazoa, Chordata, Aves, Tinamiformes, Tinamidae.
UUAACACAAAGAAAUAAUGUAGUUGAACCAAGCAGUUCAGUUUUGCAUGUGUCAGGCAAGCCAGAGUUACUAAACUUUCUGGGGGAUUGGCCUAUAGAACAAACAAUGGGACAGAGGGUCAAAAGACCUAGAAGAUUAGAAAAAUCUUUGAAGACUGAUAAGGAAGGCGAAACUCCCAGUCAGCCUCCUCUUGAAUUAGAUAGGGAGCAGGUGGGCCUACCUGAUUCCUGUACUGUUGAAAAAGGAUUGGAGGAAGAAAAUUUGUCCGUUAGUUCAGAUAAAAUUGCACCAGAAUUACAAAUGGUAGGUCAUUGGCCUCUGUCAGGCUCUUUAGAACAGAGACAGCAAAGGUCAAGGAGAGUGAGGAAGACAAGUCUAAAUCAAUCAGAUGAUAGUAUAAGUACUAAAGAUCACAUUAAUAGAAAUGCUCUUGACACAGUAGAUGUGCUUCGUGGGACACCUGUGGACACCUUGGAGCUGCAGGAUACAAAGAAAUUGCAUUUUCAGCAACCUGAAGCAGUAGCUAGUGAAACAACCACCGAGAAAAAAAAUCAACAAAAUAAAAGAACAAGGAAACAUCACAAAUUAGCUCUCACUUUUACAAACAAUAAUCUGCCUCCUCCCAGAGCAGAGGAGCAGUUGUCUGUGCUUAACACUGCAGAAGAGAAACAUGACACAUGCUCAUGUAGACAAGUAAGUAGCCAUUCACAGACUGAAUCACAGGAUUUUGCUCUUCUGUGGAGGCUAGAAAAGAACAUGAUUUUUCCUGAGACUACCAAGGUGUUGCAUGGCAGACUAGAUGGCUUCAGACCCAAAAAUGUAGAUAGUGCUUCUGAUUUCCAGGAAAAAAUACCCUAUCGAGUUACGUAUGAUAAAAGUACAUUUGUGGAGGAAAGUGAGCUUAUCAAUAUUGAUGAGUCUGAAAAGUUAAAUAUGCUCUGCAAGCUCUUUGAGUCUCUUUCAGUUGAAGCUCUGAAAGAUUUGUAUGAGAGAUGCAACAAAGACAUUGACUGGGUCACUGGUCUGCUGUUAGACUCUAACGAAAAGCUAUGCAAGGAUGUCAGUACAGAAUGCUUGCAAGUAAAGGAAGCUGAGGCUGUUGCCGCAGACCCUGAUUUCAAGGCAAAUGCAAGCUAUGGUGAGAAUCCCCAAAAUCCUCAACAAACCCAGCAAAUAUUUGUGAAAGAAGCUACUUUUGAGGGUUCAGAGAACAAGAACUCAUUGAUCAGCAUUGCAGAAGGUAGUACCACCACAGUAAUUGUGACAGAUGCUGAUAUAUCUGACUCAUUAACUACUGUCUCUAUGAAUGAUUCAGCGGAACACAAAAAUCCCAGUGAUGCAGCUCCUGGAAUUGAUGCCGUUGCCUCAGCAGCAGAUAUCACUGAACAGUCUAUGUCAGAAAUGCAGAAAAUAGAUAGGCAGCCUAUGAGUACUGCUGAGGAAACACAAAAUAAGCAGUCAGCUUCUCAGCUUGAUGUAGGUUUAUGUCUACCUGUGACUUCACCUCAUGGUCUUCAUACAACUCCUACCAAUUUAGAAAUCAAAUUAAAUAAUGAAAAUUACAGUAACCCUUCAGAAAGUGGUGCAGAGAAUAUCGAAGGACAUAAUACAGCUACUUUGUUACUGAAAAUGGAUCAAACAUCUUGGAAGGAUCCUACAGAUGAUAAAGAACUGGAAUCUGAUAAAGAAACCCGAGAGAGAUCCAGGGAGGUAUUUGGUAAAGAAAAAAGUGAAACUCCAAUUUGGGAUGCCAAGAUAGAAACCCCUUCACCAGUCCCAUCUGUGGCCUUCAAUAUAGACUGUCUAGAGCUAACAUUGCCUCCGGAACUGGCACUCCAAUUGAAAGAGAUAUUUGGGCCCGUUGGCAUUGAUGCAG